This is a messenger RNA of Prunus persica (peach), 2662 nucleotides long. RefSeq names its product serrate RNA effector molecule. Gene Ontology annotation, cellular component: nuclear body. The record is from RefSeq and is a predicted model, not a curated record. Gene Ontology annotation, biological process: mRNA processing; primary miRNA processing. The coding region runs from base 129 to 2381 and encodes 750 amino acids. The transcript has 13 exons. NCBI's taxonomy places the organism in Eukaryota, Viridiplantae, Streptophyta, Magnoliopsida, Rosales, Rosaceae.
UCUUUUCACCCGCGGCCUCUCAUCAACUCUCUCUCUCUCUCCCAUUAGUCAUUGAGUCGUUUCAGCGUUUCAUUCUAUUCUAGGGUUUCUUCCACCCUCUCUCCGCCUUCUCCAAAUCCCCAAACUCCAUGGCCGAGAUCAUGAACAUGCCGGUCGAGUCCUUGGACCGCCGUCGCGACCGCAAAGAGAAGUCCUCCGAAGACCCCCAAUCGUCGCCGCAGCAAGAAGCACCGCCUCCGCCCCCGCCCCCUCCACCCACGCGAAGGCGCGACAGGGACGAAGGUCGAGACGAUAGGGACCUCGACCGCCCUCCGAGUCGCCGGCCUGACUACUACGAUCGAAAUCGUUCUCCUCCGCCUCCGCCUAUUCGAGAGAGGGAGAGAGAUAGAGAGAGGGGCUAUAAGCGCCGGAGCAGCCUCAGUCCUCCUCCUCCGUACAGGGACCGAAGGCACUCGCCAACUCGGAGGUCUCCACCGCCGCCGUUCAAGAGGUCCAGGAGGGAAGAUGGAGGGUAUGAGGGCAGGAGAGGGAGUCCCAGAGGAGGGUUUGGUCCUGGGGAUAGGAGGUUUGGAUAUGAUUAUACUGGAUAUGACCGUGAGAUGGGGGGUAGACCUGGUUAUGCUGACGAAAGACCUCAUGGUCGGUAUGCUGGACGGUCAUCUGGUGGCUAUGGUCCUCCUGACUGGGAUUCAGGACGUGGUGGUUUUGGUGAUGCUUCCAGCACUGGGACUACCCAAAGAGAAGGGUUAAUGUCAUACAAACAGUUCAUUCAGGAGCUUGAAGACGACAUUCUGCCAGCUGAAGCUGAGCGCAGAUAUCAAGAAUACAGGACGGAGUAUAUUACUACUCAGAAACGAGCUUAUUUUAAUGCGCAUAAAGAUGAGGACUGGCUCAAAGACAAAUAUCAUCCCACAAAUCUACUCACUGUCAUUGAAAGGAGGAAUGAACAUGCACGAAAAGUAGCAAAAGAUUUCCUGCUUGAACUGCAAAGUGGGACCUUGGACUUAGGCCCAGGUGUCAAUUCUGUGGCUCCAAAUAAAUCAGGACAUACUAGUGAACCAAAUUCUGAUGAUGAAGCUGACGUGGGUGGCAAGCGGAGAAGGCAUGUCAGGGAACCAAAUAAAGAAAAUGAUCUUCUUUCAGCUGCUCCUAAGGCUCACCCAGUCAGUUCUGAGCCCAGACGUAUACAAGUUGACAUUGAACAAGCCCAGGCCCUUGUUCGCAAACUUGACUCUGAAAAAGGAAUUGUGGAAAACAUUUUAGCUGGACCUGAUAAUGACAAAAAUAGAGAAAAAUUGCAUGGUGGCUCCACUGGCCCUGUUAUUAUUGUACGGGGUUUGACAUCUGUCAAGGGCCUGGAGGGCAUUGAGCUACUAGACACCCUUAUUACUUAUCUUUGGCGUAUCCAUGGUUUAGAUUAUUAUGGAAUGAGUGAGUCAAACGAAGCUAAGGGUCUCCGGCAUGUAAGAGCAGAGGGGAAGAGUUCCGACAUAAUAAGUAAUGGAGCUGAGUGGGAAAAGAAAAUGGACUUGCGUUGGCAAGAAAGGUUGCAGAGUCAAGAUCCCUUGGAAAUAAUGACUGCUAAGGAAAAGAUAGAUGCCACUGCUUCUGAGUCCUUAGAUCCUUAUGUUCGGAAGAUCAGGGAUGAAAAGUAUGGCUGGAAGUAUGGUUGUGGAGCCAAGGGUUGCACAAAGCUCUUUCAUGCUGCUGAAUUUGUGCACAAACAUCUUAAACUGAAACACCCUGAACUCGUGAUUGAGGUGACUUCCAAACUGCGGGAGGAGCUGUAUUUCCAGAAUUAUAUGAAUGAUGCAGAUGCACCAGGUGGAACUCCUAUUAUGCAGCAACCUGUACUGAGGGAAAAACCACAGAGACGUAGGCCAGGUGUAGAGAAUAGAUUGAAAGACGAACGUGGUAAUCGUAGAGAACGAGAAAAUCGAGUCAAUGGUGGUGAGAGAUAUGAUAGGUCUGAUAACAUGCAAUCAAGUGAAUUUCAGUCCAACAAUGAUGGUCCAGAAGGAGGAAAUCUCGACGAACCAAUGUUUGAUAAUUUUGGUGGACAAGGAGUACGUGUUGGUCCUCCUUUUCCGUCAGAUAUACCCCCACCACCUGUAUUGAUGCCUGUGCCUGGUGCUGGUCCACUAGGACCUUUUGUUCCUGCUCCACCUGAAGUUGCAAUGCAAAUGUUGCGAGAACAAGGUGGUCCUCCACCUUUUGAAGGCAGUGGUAGAAAUGUGUGGUCUGGACCCCAAAUGAGUGGGCCAGCCCCAAUUCUUGCUUUGUCUCCAGCUUUUCGACAGGAUCCUCGUCGUUUAAGAAGUUAUCAAGAUCUAGAUGCCCCAGAAGAUGAAGUCACAGUGAUAGACUACAGGAGCUUGUAGAUAUUUUUAUUGGCAGGUUGGUAUAAGACUCGACUGUCAUUGUUUCCAGGUAAAAACGAUUAUUGUUGAAUUCCAGGUGGGAAUAUUGAUGUGUCUUCGAAAUCAUAUAUCUCUGUAAAUUGAAGUUGUAGACUAUAAAUUCCAGAUGGUUUUCAAUUUGUUUUAAUUUUUUUCGGUCAUAACUUUCAAUUUGUUUUCUGUCUAUCUUUUUAUCAAGGUAAUUUUUGGAUUCGGUUGAUCAAUGAUUGAUAAUCAACUACAGAUGAGGUGGUUCAUUGUGA